AUGAUCUACAAGACAAACUACGAACUCUAUACUACCCGGGAAAGCAUCGAUAGCCGGCGCUCGCCACCCCCAGACGAGCUACUCUCCCCGCUUGCAACGCUCUACCCGCAUGUCACAGCCCUGCAGCCGCAGUACAACCCUGAUAGCUGUACCUUCACGGGCUACCGUCACACGGGCUAUUGGGCUUCGGCCUAUACAACACAGCCGAUCGAGCAGCCGCCAUUCUCUCCACGGAGAGGCAGUGAACUACCUUGUCGCUUUGUCUCCAAACUCUCAAAAUUGCGUCGCUUUCUUAGCGGUGAGGAUUUGAGGAAUCGUCGACGGUCGGAGGCGACUACCUAA
This is a messenger RNA of Penicillium daleae, 342 nucleotides long. RefSeq lists its product as uncharacterized. The record is from RefSeq and is a predicted model, not a curated record. The transcript has 3 exons. NCBI's taxonomy places the organism in Eukaryota, Fungi, Ascomycota, Eurotiomycetes, Eurotiales, Aspergillaceae. Bases 1 to 342 code for a protein of 113 amino acids.